Messenger RNA from Dibothriocephalus latus, 2715 nucleotides. Lineage: Eukaryota; Metazoa; Platyhelminthes; Cestoda; Diphyllobothriidea; Diphyllobothriidae. The record is from the annotation of a GenBank genome assembly.
UUCAAGUCUUUCGAAUUCGAGUUCCGUGCCCUUUGUGAGUUGUUGAGUACGUGGGACAGAAGGCGGGAGGGCGAUACAUCCGUAGCCAAUCGAGAAGGUAGGGAAAGCGGCAUUAGCCAGGCGGGCACAAAUCAACUCGCCUCUUCACGUCGCCAACAGCGGCUGAGCCUCUACCCGGCAAACAAAUUAAUAAACCGCAGGGAGACUAAUGAUUCCGGUAUGCAGCAGAUCCCUGAAUCCUCACCAACAGCAGGUCUACCUCCCGUCUACCUUUGUGCUGACGGAAGACGUAUACAAAGCUCGAAGAAGGAAGUCCUCUACACACCGCCGCUGAUCGGUGUUCCGCACUUCAUCUACAGGUUGCCAUUGUCGGAAGACCUGGAAAUUUGUGAGCCCAUAUGUCCGCCACCGAGUCUACUUCUGCCGCCAGAGGUCCAGCGUCCCAAGCUCUCUCUUCAUGACUUGCUGAAUAGACUUCAACCGCUGCUACCUAGUCAAGAAACAGUACUGGAAGGAAUGGGAAUAGGUCAACAUGGGAUGCCUAUCCCACCGCCCGCCAUCUUCUCCGUCAUCCGUCGACCAACUGUAGUACCGCCAGAGUCGGGGACCUUUAAGUUGUCUCCAACUACAUUGAUAGCCAAAAGUAACAGUCAGGAGACUUGCGAUAGUCAAACUGUGGAGGAGAGAGAGGCUAAAGCGAACUUCACCAUUGUUGCCCCAUAUGCACCGACCUCGACUGAUCUAAAACAACCAUUACAUUCAAGUUUGCUAGAUGGCAAGUCUAUAUCAGCUCGCGAGAAAUAUGGAGGAGGUGCAAAACGUCGAACUUCGGCCGCGGCAUCCAAGGCAAAGCUACACGAAGUCGUAGAGGAACUAUCUGAUCAAUCGGAGGCUCCAAAGAGAAUCAAAGCCAACGAGUAUCCUGAAAAUACCGUUGAACUAAAACUUACCAACAACAGUACAGCAUUGGCUGAUUUAGUGCUGAGCUUUCUGGGGGAUGUAAAAGAGGAAAACGUCUGCGUGGAGCCAAAAGCCUUAAGACUCCUUCCAAAUGAAUGCCAAUCUGUUCGCCUUUGGGUCUUUCCACGAACGAUCAAGCGCUUUGAGGACGCUCUAGUAUGCUGCAUCUUGAACAAUCCUGAACCAUUCCUCUUGCCAUUCGGGUGUGAUGGUGUCAUGCCUGAGCUCGAGUUGGAUACGAAAACAAUAUUCUUUGAGAAGGUUCUCCUCCACAGAAUCGAGAGCAAAAAGAUAGUGCUGCGCAACAACACACUAUUGCCGGCUGUCUGGAAGAUACUGGGAGCCGAGAUGCUGGGUGAGGACUUCGCACUGGCCUCUGUCUGUGGAAUAGUGCCACCGAUGGAGGAGUCCGCCGUCACUGUCGUUUUUCGCGCCAGCAGGCCCUACAAAGCAAACUUUAAGAAGAAUCUGCGACUAGAGGUGUACGACAAAGAAAAUAUUGCCGGACUGGUUCACGUAGAAACGAUUGUGGUACAAGCUGAGGCCUACGAUGUACUCUUGGACAUCAUCUUCUCUAAAGGUAAGAUAGCAUCUGUUGGCUUAGCAAUUUUUCGAUCAUUCACGGAGGCGGCAUUUGAUGGCGAGAAUCUAAUCCACUGCGAGGUUUAUGACCCACAUUACAAACAGGGUCCCGAGCUUAUCGCCUCCAUCCCCAUUCCUAUAACUGCCAACGUUAAUUUUAGCAAAUUUUCCAUCUUGCCGUCCAAAGAGAUGAAUUUUGGCGCAAUGCUCCUGCACUCACGCAAGUCCAGGCAAUUCGGCAUCGAAAACUGCGGCAACUUUGACUUCAAGUUUACCAUAAUGCCCAUGACAAAAGCACAAGAGCUGCGCGCACUACGAGAAGGAAUUAAGGGGCGCCGGCGAACAAGUCGUCACAAAGUAAUAGACAUUCUCUCGACAAAGGAUGGGGGCAAUCGACUUCAGCUUGGACCAUUCAGCGUGAGUCCCACAAGUGGUGUUGUACCAGCCGGCGCCUACCUAGCCAUAACCGUCGACUGUGCCGUCGACGCUCUGGGCUAUUUCCAAGAAGAACUCUGUCUAGACAUCUCAGACAGGGAUGCGAGCGAAGGUCCCUUAGGACUGUCCUAUAUGCUACUGGCGGAGUCGUGCUUCCCCUACAUCAAUGUGGAUGACAUUGCCGAUAUCUUUGAAGAACAUCGAAUCUGUAAAAAUUACGACAUGUUGCAAGCAAUAAAAGAUACUGAGGCGACCAUGAUCUUUGCGGCGGGCGAGGACAUCAAAGAAGGUCAGCAGAUUGCUUCUUCCACCUUCACUGUUAAUCUUUACGUCAGUGUUAUCUUCUGCCCUCCAUCAAUUCAGGCUUAUUCGGGCCUCUUUGAGGCCGCAAUUGAGUUGGGGCAGACCACACAGCAGACUGAUAACUCAAAUGCUCAGAAAUCAGAGCCUGCGGACGUGCAGAGGACUCUUGUCUUUGAACUUUGCGGCCAGGGUCAUCUGCCUCGCAUCAGCAUCCUCCGCCCCAGUCUUCGAAACCUUCGUGGGGAAUUGACAUGCGUCUUCCCACGUAUACGCGCUCGAGAAAUCAUCAAACGCGAAAUUGUCUUCCUAAAUGAUGGAACCUUUGUCAGUACGGUAAGCACUGUUGUUUUGAGGUCAAGCCAUAUGCCUUAUUUGGGUUGGAUGAAUCCAAUUCUCUCUCUGUACUCCUGUGUUCGCUUGCGCAGUAAAGUUUAA